Molecule: messenger RNA, 2035 nt
Organism: Sander lucioperca (pikeperch)
Lineage: Eukaryota; Metazoa; Chordata; Actinopteri; Perciformes; Percidae
Gene: kera
Product: keratocan
Exons: 3
Coding region: 207-1283 (358 amino acids)
Molecular function (GO): protein binding
Source: RefSeq, a predicted model, not a curated record
UUCUGAAAGGACAUCCCAACUAUCACAAUCGUCCUCCCACCAACAACAGAUGCUCCAUCCUCUCUGUUCAACCAGUGGCCAAGGUGCAGUAUCCUAAGGGGAAUCAAACCAAGAAGUCUAACUGGGCUAGACAGUGACACAGUGGACAAUCAUCAGAGCUAUUCAUUGGAGAAGCAGAAGAACCAAACCAAACCACACCUGGCUGCAUGCAGACCACUCACACCAGUUGGAGGAGCAGUUUGGGCCACGGAAUGGCACUUCUCCUGAGUCUUCUCUGCACCUUGUGCCUGGUGGGGCAAGUUCUUGGCCAGGACAUGCCUUAUGAGGAAUAUAUGGCCCAGAUUCAAGCCUGCCCUAAAGAGUGUCGCUGCCCCCCCAACUUCCCUCGUGCUGUCUACUGUGAUAAUAAAGCCCUGAAGAGCAUCCCCAAAAUCCCUACACACACAUGGUAUCUCUACCUGCAGAACAAUCUAAUUGAGGUCCUGUCAGCUGAUGCCCUGCGUAACGCCACACAGCUGCGCUGGCUGAACCUAAACCGCAACAAAAUCUCCAGUGAGGGAGUGGAAGAAGGUGUCCUAAGUACAAUGUCUCACCUGGCGCACCUCUACAUGGAUGACAACCUCUUGUCCUCUGUGCCAUCUCCCCUGCCAGCUAGCCUAGAGCAUCUACUUCUCUCUCGCAAUCGAAUUUCCAAGAUCCCUGCUGGUGUCUUCAUUGGUCUGGAUAAGCUCAACCUCUUGGACCUCCAGGGGAACAAGCUGAUGGAUGAAGAUGUGACUGAGGUGAGCCUGAAGGGUCUAAACAACCUGGUACAAAUCAAUCUAGCCAAGAACCAGCUGAGUAGCAUGCCACUCGGCUUACCACCCACCACUACCCAACUUUUCCUUGAUGGCAACAAUAUUGAGAAGAUCCCAGCCAGCUACUUCAAAAGUUUGCCAAAAGUGGCAUUUCUGAGGCUCAACCACAACAAGCUUGGCAGCAGUGGCGUUCCAAAAAAUGUGUUUAACGUCUCCAGCAUUUUGGACUUGCAGCUGUCCCACAACCAGCUGACUGAGGUUCCCCUCAUUCCCUCAGGCCUUGAACACCUUCACCUUGACCACAACAAUAUCAAAAGUGUAAGUGGCGCCAACGUCUGUCCUGUCGCCGUUGACACUGUGGAUGACUCUAUCAAUGAAAGUGUUCCUCGACUGCGCUACCUUAGACUGGAUGGCAAUGAGAUUAAGCCACCGAUUCCCAGGGAUGUCAUUCUGUGCUUCCGUCUCCUGAGGUCCAUUGUCAUCUAAAAUAAAUCCUAAUUAAAUUCUAAUUUCCUUCAACUGAUGAUAUGUGAAUCCAUGCAACAAUGGUGAUAUGAGUACUUUUUGCAUGUUUGUGAAGCUCAAAUAUUUGACACUAGUUGGCAUCAACUUGUUUCAUUGCUGUGAAUUAGGAAAAAGUUCCUUUCAGUUCCAGAAAACAUUGAUAUUUUAAUAAAAUCUAAAAGAAAGUACAACAUUGACAAGGAACUGAUGGGUUAGAUGCUUUACUGAUGCUGCAAUAUGUUGACAAUUAGAUGUGCCUUAUUUUGGUGUAAACAUCUGCAUGUACAAUUCAGAAUGAAAAUCUGAUUAUAAUAUAGCAUGACAGUGAUUUAGACGGAUAGGAGGACAAAAUGUGUUGAUGACAUGUUGAGGACUCAUUGUCAUUAUGCUUCUUUGAGCAGGAGGCAAAGCUUAUUAAUACAUUGGUAAAAUAUCACUUUUUAUUUUUUUCUAAUAUUUCAGGAAAACCUUUGCUUUAUACUUAUAGACUUAAAGCCAAAUGACUGAUCUUGUGUUCUAGGUUUAUGGUCUUUCUAUUCUAUAUCAUGCUUAUUUACUGUAGGUAAUUUAUUUGUAUUUAAUAUUGUGGGAAAAUAAGUAGAAACCUGUGAAUAUUCAUGGCCAAUAUUCCUUAACGUUUUGUAUACAAAGGAAUGGGAUAACUGUUUUUAAAAAAUUCCAACACACUUUUUAAUUCUGGUUAUUAUUCUGAAUAAACUGAGCAAGAGAUUUCA